Paramuricea clavata is the source of this 7239-nucleotide messenger RNA. The record is from the annotation of a GenBank genome assembly. Lineage: Eukaryota; Metazoa; Cnidaria; Anthozoa; Malacalcyonacea; Plexauridae.
AUGUCAGAAAUGUUACGACAGUUCAUAAUAGUUUUGGUUGGUGUUAUAUUCCUUAUGUUAUUGGGAAUAGAAAGGAGUUUAGUAAGAGCUGACGAUGAUGACAAUUUAGACCUUUAUCCAGAUGGUAAGACACAAAUAUUUUUAUUUUAAGGUUUAUUUUAGGGUAAACUGACUCAGUACAAACCAUUGCACAUGGCUAUAUUUUUUGACAAUUCGUUACAGGACGAGACGAUUUCUUUGAGGUCCAUUUUUUAAAUCCAUUUUUUCCCAAUGCAUCUGUCGUCUAUAGUUUUAAGUCUAAAUUAAAAUAAUUUCUUCCACCUUGUUAUGGAUAAAAUAUAUCUUGGUCUAUAUAUAAUAUAACGUAAUCGGAAUACUUAAAAUAAUUCAAUAUCCUUAAGUCGCCUUAUAUCCUUUAAAGUUGAAAUUUAAUGCCAAAUUUGUCAACGAGGGAGCCUAAAUCCAAAAUAAGCUUUAUACAGCAGGUUUCAUUCUGGAUUUCUUCGCCACUAAUUAAUUGUAAAUUAAUCAUAUGUACGGUACAGUAAUAUAUUGUAAAAUGUGAAUUAUGAAAACGUGAUAAAUUUCUCAAAUUUAAAUUCUUACAGAGGAAACGAUGAAAUAGCAAUUUGGCUUUAAUUUUAGCUAGCAACUGACAUUCAUUGAGAUCGUUUUAUUAGCCGACCCGAUUAAAACAAUUGAAAAUUAGUUACCUCUUAAUUCUUUAAAUUUAAAAGAAUGAAGCAACUCUAUCCUAAUGAAAAAAAAAUGUUUUAUGUCAGAAAUUUGAAUAUUAAUUAAAUUUUCUGAAGACAAUUAAGAUAGAUCAAAAGAAAUCUGCAUACUGGCUUUCGUUAUCGAAUGUACAGCAUGAUGCACAUUUUUUUAUAGAAUUUGAAAUGGCAAUAUAAUUUAAACAAUUACGCUUUUUAUGAGGAUUUGAUUUUACCCUUCUAAAGUCGGCAAAUCCCAUAUUUCAAUGCAUGGCUUUAUUAGCUCUCGAAACUGGCAACUACAAUCUUUGACAGCAUUCAUUGGGACAAUCUAAUUUUAGCAAGCAUUCACAUGUAUAUUAGCAUUUUUUGAAACAUUUAUUUUUCUCCCGCCCCCUCGUCCCUCCUCCGAAAUUUUUAAUUAUUUAUUUAAGUCGAGCAAUGUCAUCAACACGUUUCAACAUUACCGUUUGGUUGAGGGUUUAAAUAUUCAAAAUUUUCUCGAGCAACCAUUUCUCUGAACUCUCUAGUAGGUUCAGUCCUGCUACUUCUGAAAGAACACAUUAAAGUUCAAAAGCUAUACGGAUAUAGGUAACCAUAAAACGCAAUAUAAAAAGCCAGCUCUUUGAGGCAGUCCCUUGCCAAUGAGAUGAUGAGAAAGCACAGUUUAUGUUGCAUAGUUUUCGGCAGAUAUAUCAGGUUUCUAAAGUUUCUUUACACUGUUUAGAGCCUAACAGCAUUACAGGAAAGACAGGGAGCAUAAGCAACGUUCGUAUUUUGCUCCUGGACGUAACGUGUUUAAAUAAAUUAUUCAUUCAUUCAUUCAUUCAUUUAUCAACACGGGCAUUUGGUGGCAUUUUGGUUGUAUUAGGCCGAGCAUUUGACAAUUAGUUGUUCAAUUAUCAGCAUACAUCUACAGUACAAGCAGUACGUAAUUACAUCGCUAUUAUAUUUGGUCAGUUCUGCAACUUCUGUGAUAUGUGCUUUAUUGAUGCACAUGCGUAAUUUAUCAUUUAUGUAACAUAUAAACAUUAUGCAAUGUCCUCAGGUUGAUCAGGUAUAUUUUACGAUAUCAGAUAUGUCCAUUGCUAGCUUAAUAUGAAAUAAUCCUACCGGCCUACAUUCAUAUUAUAGCUAUAUUCACCUGACUGUGUCACUACAUUUCAUGGUAUACUAGCCUCUCUCCUCCGCAGAGCCUCCUUAAGUAUUUACAAAUAACUUACAUGAAGUUUCUGAAUAAAAGUGAGCGCGCGGUGUGAUGGGAAGAUUGAAAUGAAGUUGGGGAGGCUCUGCCAGAUAAUGCGACGAAGUAUGGCUUUUGAACCAAACUAACUGUUUGACCUUUUUUAAACUUGAAAUCGACGGAAUUGUGAAAGAAAUUGGAAUGAAUCUUCAUAAUUUGAGUAUCGAAGUUCAAUAGAGUCAUUUUUAUAAAGAAAUGUUGCAAUUAAGAGGAUAUUUAUAAUUAGUUAGCUCGUACCUAUUGAUAUUCGUCUGACAUUUCUCAAUAUUUCUCGAUGCAAAUGGACGGAAGAAGAUGUUAAUAUUUAAUUCACCCCAGGAUACUCAAGUACGCCUGAAAAUGAAAGUCGGAAACAUGUUUUAACACCCUCGAUGGUUGAUCGAACUUCGCUACAAACGAUUAUAUACGACGCCAUAUUGAUUGCAUUAACUCGCAGAGGCUUCCUUCAUUUAGCUCUUCCCAUCACUCCUUGCGCGCUCACUUUUCCCUCACUAGAAACUUCUUGUAAGCCUCUGCGGAGGAGAGGUGUACUAGCUAUAUUCAAAAGAACGGUGUCUUCUGAAGCUGGCGUAUUAAACAAAAACGUCAACAAAUAUAGAUUUUGUCUACACGUCAGGGUAGCCUUGGACCAAAUAUAGGGGUAGCCUUGGGACAACUAGUGUCUCAGUAUUUCUAUAUAUAAAUGAAAUUGUUUUAAAUUCUACAUGUCCAAUGAUGAAUCCCAUGGCCAAGUAUUAUUAUAUUUUCCUUGCGAUAGUAACUUCUAGUUAUAAUAUAGGUGAUGUAAAUAAGUAUAUAAUAAUAGUAUUAUAUAUAUAUGCUUGUCAACUCUAUUUUGCUCAAACAUUCUGCGGUUUUUGCCUUGUUGUUUUGAAUGAAAUCUUUUAAGUUUUAAGGCAACUUUUUGAGGCUAACACUUUUUUUAUUCAAUUAUUUUUAAUUAAUCCAGCCACCUCUGCAAUCUGACAUUCUUGCUGAUAAAAACGUUGCUUGUUUAAGCUCUCUAAUACAUGUAUCUAUAGUUCGCUAUCUGGCCUAUAGCUUGAUCGAAGAUCUCUUUGAUAUAAUGAUCUUUAUUAAUAUUAUGCUGUAUGUUAAUUUUUAGCCAUUGAUGUUACUGACAAUAAUGACGUCAAAAACAGUAAUGAUAAUAAUGAUGCGAGGGGCCAAGAAAGUAAGUUACUACCACAGGCAUACGAACGGGUUAAGUUAGAGCCGAGCUCAGUUCCCCUCAGCACAUUUGGUGUCAUGGUCACCACGCUUGCCUUUCAAACUGGGAGACUCGGUUUCAAUCAUUAGUCGGACCUCCACUUAAUUGAGGUCUGAUAAUAAUUCAGGAGAACAUGAUAUCUCUAUACACUGCAUGGCAUCAGUAAAUGGUUAGACUUUCGCGUCUUCUCGGAUAAACGUUAAAUUCGUAGGUACCUCGCAUGCCUUAUCAAUUGAACAAUAUACAAUCACUCGCCAAUGAGUGAGAAACUGAAUAAACUGAAACUCAAAGGGAAAACACUAAAUAUGAAGCUGUCAAUUCUUUUUUGCAAAGUAUGACAUUCACUGAGCCGGGACAAACCAAAUCAAGUAGCUAGUAACAAAUCAAGUAACAAAAUUAAAAUAAUUCAAGUAUUAUUAUAUUUUCCUUGCGAUAGUAACUUCUAGUUAUAAUAUAGGUGAUGUAAAUAAGUAUAUAAUAAUAGUAUUAUAUAUAUAUGCUUGUCAACUCUAUUUUGCUCAAACAUUCUGCGGUUUUUGCCUUGUUGUUUUGAAUGAAAUCUUUUAAGUUUUAAGGCAACUUUUUGAGGCUAACACUUUUUUUAUUCAAUUAUUUUUAAUUAAUCCAGCCACCUCUGCAAUCUGACAUUCUUGCUGAUAAAAACGUUGCUUGUUUAAGCUCUCUAAUACAUGUAUCUAUAGUUCGCUAUCUGGCCUAUAGCUUGAUCGAAGAUCUCUUUGAUAUAAUGAUCUUUAUUAAUAUUAUGCUGUAUGUUAAUUUUUAGCCAUUGAUGUUACUGACAAUAAUGACGUCAAAAACAGUAAUGAUAAUAAUGAUGCGAGGGGCCAAGAAAGUAAGUUACUACCACAGGCAUACGAACGGGUUAAGUUAGAGCCGAGCUCAGUUCCCCUCAGCACAUUUGGUGUCAUGGUCACCACGCUUGCUUUCAAACUGGGAGACUCGGUUUCAAUCAUUAGUCGGACCUCCACUUAAUUGAGGUCUGAUAAUAAUUCAGGAGAACAUGAUAUCUCUAUACACUGCAUGGCAUCAGUAAAUGGUUAGACUUUCGCGUCUUCUCGGAUAAACGUUAAAUUCGUAGGUACCUCGCAUGCCUUAUCAAUUGAACAAUAUACAAUCACUCGCCAAUGAGUGAGAAACUGAAUAAACUGAAACUCAAAGGGAAAACACUAAAUAUGAAGCUGUCAAUUCUUUUUUGCAAAGUAUGACAUUCACUGAGCCGGGACAAAUCAAAUCAAGUAGCUAGUAACAAAUCAAGUAACAAAAUUAAAAUAUUUAUGCUUGUAAAGAAUAUUCGGAGUGACUAUAAUAUUCAAAGUUUCUUUGUUGAGAUAUUUAGCGAUGUUUGAUAUGCAAACUGUCCUUAUACUAUGACGUCACAUUGGAUGAUAGCUUUCCGAAAAACGUUUAAAACUCUUAUAGAUAUUUAAUUCAAAGUUGUUGGCAUAUACGUACGACGUAUAUUUAUAGUAUGCACGAUAUCCUAAGAUUUUAAAGUUUUUUUUCAUGACUGCAGUGAAGAAAACCCAAAAUGACCAAAUAAGACAUUUUGCCAAGCUAGUCUUUUAGCUUGUUUCAUUCUUGAGAUACUCGAUAACUUCUGAUAUUAUUAAUAAUAAUAAUAUCAAAAGAUAUUAUUAAUAAUAAUAAUAUCAAAAGUUAUCUAAUAUCUCAAGAAUGAAACAAGCUAAAAGAGCUUGGCAAAAUGUCUUAUUUGGUCAUUUUGGGUUUUCUUCACUGCAGCCAUGAAAAUUGAAAUUUUAUUUUACUAGCACUCAACAUUCUUACAAUAACGACAUAACUUUGUAUGCCAGCCCACAAAUAUAAUCUUCUUCAUUUUAGAGAGGAGCUGGGGUUACUCUGGUUGGUGGCGUGGUAGCCGUCGCUAUGGUAACAGAAAGUAUAGAUAUUACAGAACAUAUCAUAGACCAUCGUAUCGCUAUAAUUACAAUCAUGGUACGUACAUUGUCAUUGUAUAUGCAAUAGUCUUUAUAUACAGAAAUUUUUAAUAAAUCUUUUACAGCCGAUUUAGGUUAAGCGUUUAAUUAAAUGGAAUUUCAAUCAUUUUUAGGUUGGGGAAAAAAUUAUAGAUAUCGAAAGCCCACCAUGCGACCAGCGACCACAACUCCCAAACCAACAACAACUCCAAAACCACCAACAACAUCAAAAUCAGAACUUCGUAAGUUGAUUGCCUGGAAUUGUUGUAAUUACAGCACUUAUGCAUGCGCAAAGAAUUUGCAUUGACGACAAAAUACAAAAUGGCCAAACAAGAUACUUCGGCAAAUUAUCUUAGAUUGCUUCGUUCUUGAGAUAUUAACGAUUUUUAUAUGCAAAUUAUCCUCACUAUGACGUAACAUUCCAUAUUGGCUUUCUGAAAAGAUCUUGGGAUAUCGUUUCGUGUCUUGAUAUCAUAAAACCUUGCGUACGUGUUAUGUCAACAUACUACAAAUAUGUGUUGUAUGUCGACAAAUUUGAAUGAGUUAUCCAUAAGCUAGAAUUAUUAAUUUUUUUUUUUCAGAAAGUCAUGAUACAUUUUGGCGUUAUAUAGUGAGGAGAAUUUGCAUAUCAAGCAUUGUUAAAUAUCCCAACAAAGAAACAAGCUAAGAUGGUUUGGCAAAGUAAUUUUUUUACAGUACAGGCAUAAAGAAUGAUAUAAUGAAAAUUGUUUGAAUGCCCACUAAAACCCCAUAUAGUUGUUUUUUGUUUUUCUGUACCAAACCUGGAUCAGUCAAAGAGAAUUCUUGUCAUGUACUUCUUUUAAUAAAAGGGCAGGUAUGGUUGUAGGUAUGGUACACGAUCAAAAUUGUGUCGGAAAAGGUCAAGUCGGAAAAACCACUCAAGUCUGAAAAACGAGUGAAUUUGCACGAGAAACCAUACUAUUAUUUAUUAUAAUAGAAAUGAAAAAAAUAUACAGAAGCAAAUUCACGGUCUCUUUUUAUAGCUUGCAUGCAAAAAUUACAUGCGAAAUAAAUAAUUUCCUUGCCCAUUUAAAUGCUGGAAUAAAUUUAAAACAAGUUUUGUACUGUCAAAAGUGAAAACUUUUAAAGAUCAAAAUGUCUUUGGUUUUGGCUCAUGCUACCUUUUUUUCUUUUUUGACACUGUAUUUCGGAAAAUUCUCUUAGCCAAUCAGAAUCGAGUAAUUUUUCAUGUAUAUUUUUAGUAUAAAACAAAUCGUGCCCGUUCUAUUUUGUUGAAUAAUUUGCAGAGUAAACUACGCACAUGUUUACUCCACAGGGUUUUUUGGUUGUUGUUUAUAUCUAAAUAAUCCGGUGUAUUUUUAUAACAUAAUAAUAUGCUAAUUCAGAGUUGAAGAUCGAAUAGGCAUGCGUAAUAAAACAUAAGACAAAAGGAAAAUAAUUAAUGAGGAAUGUGAUACUUGAGUAGCGAUAUAUGAAUAUUCCUCAUUAAUUAUUUUCCUUUCGUCUUAUGUUUUAUUACGCAUGCCAAUUCGAUGUACAAUGAAAGGUGAUAGCUUUUCAAGCGCGCACACUUGGAGGAAAUGUUCAUUCGUGACUGAAAUUACUCAACAUGUUGAAUAUUCGGUGCCGAUGGCACGUGUGGCUGAAAUCGCUCAAAACGCCAACGCACACUGGGGGAAAUUGCUUACGCCAACAGUCACGAGUGACGCUCAGCUCAGCUGAUAUCUCCAGUGUGCGCCGGGCUUAAGUCCCAGCUACAUGUUAUUAAUAGUUCAACUUCAAUUUAUCCCGACGCAGAAUGUGUCAAUAAUUGCUUAUUGUUUUUACUUAAUUUUUUCAGAAUGCAAAGAGGGCCAUACUGUUGUUGACAAAUGUCAACAGUCGUGUACAUGCCGCGCUGGGAAGAUGAAGAACUGUUACCGAGUGAGAGGAGAAUUCACUCACAUCCCCAAGAAAGAACGUCUUCGUUACUUACAAGCUGUACUCGCCAUCUCCACUCAGGCGCAAUACAAGAAAAGAUAUGAAGCAUUACUAGAGAUACACAGGAAAUAUUUCCGCACCCCUAUCCAUAAGGCACCCAAUUUCCUCCCUUGGCACCGUUGGUUCCUUUUACAGUACGAAAAUCUCUUACGUGAG